GGUGGGGGAGCAGCGGGUGGGAUGGAAAGACAUCAGUGAUUACGUCGAAUUAUGCAUGCUGAAUGGCGGCUCUGCAUCUUGGUAAUGGCCUCCCAACAUCGUCCGUGUUCCCAAAGCCCACAGGUAGCCCUUCUUCUCUUUUAAAAAUUCAUGUUAAUCUCUGCUGCUUUAUCGCUGUAAUCAUUGUAUAAUUAUGUGAAUGAUACUGCCCAUCUUCUUAUGUUUCCAUCGCCGUAUGCUGCGCUGUCUCGUCAGCAUCGAGAACUGUUCCGAGAAAUUCUAUCCGCACGCCGCCACUACCAAAGCUUCCACCUCCUCCGUCGCAGCCAGCUAUCUCCACGCCCAACUCUUCCUUUGCGCAGAACAAACGCUCUACUGGCUUCCUUAUAUCAGCCUUUGAUCUUUGAGAUUAGGAGAGGAGCCAGGAGGAUGGCGACGCAAAACUUUGUUGCGCAAGAAGGCGCUGGGUCCGAGGUCGUCCUUGCGAACAGGUUGAGCGAAAGCAGGAGCCCGUAUGUGAGGGCGCACAUGAACAACCCAGUUGCUUGGCAGAUGUGGACACCUGAGGCUCUUGCGCUUGCAAAGAAGAUGGACAGGUUGCUAUUUGUGAGCAUUGGAUACAGUGCCUGCCAUUGGUGCCACGUCAUGGAGCGUGAAUCCUUCGAGAAUAAGGAGGUUGCGAAGAUACUAAACGAGUCUUUCAUACCUGUCAAGAUCGACCGAGAGGAGAGGCCGGACAUAGAUAGAAUUUACAUGAAUUAUGUCCAGGCGACAACAGGUGGAGGGGGCUGGCCUUUGAAUGUCUUCCUCACACCGGAUCUAGAGCCACUGUUUGGAGGCACGUACUGGCCGGGCCCGGAGAGCGCGACACAAGUGAGCGGACACGUCAACUUCGUCGAUAUACUGAUCAAGUUGAGGGACGUGUGGCAGAACGAGCGGCGGCGAUGUCUUGACAGCGCGAAAGAGAUCACAAGCCAGCUGCGUCAGUUCACUCAGGAGGGCUUGAUCAGUCAUCAGGACAGAAAAGAAGGCGACACUGGUGACGCGCUCGACCUGGAGUUGCUGGAGGAGGCGUACCAGUAUUUCGUGGCGAAGUUCGACCCGAAGUUUGCGGGCUUUGGAAACGCGCCUAAGUUCCCAACGCCGGUCAAUUUACGCUUUCUGCUGAGACUGGGGCGUGGUCCUGAGGAGUUGGUCCACGUGGUAGGUGAAGAAGAGUGCAGGAACGCUCAGGAAAUGGUGUUAAAAACCUUGAGGGCAAUGUGGAGAGGUGGUAUCAAGGAUCAAAUAGGCCAUGGCUUCGCUAGAUAUAGCGUCACUCGCGAUUGGAGCCUGCCCCAUUUUGAGAAAAUGCUAUACGACCAGGGACAACUUCUGUCAACAUACCUAGACGCAUAUCUUAUCUCAAAAGACCAUGAAUUUCUUGAUGCUGUGCACGACAUAUCGACGUAUCUUACCACCGCGCCAAUAGCCUCACCUAGUGGCGGGUUUUACUCGGCCGAAGAUGCAGACUCAUUCUAUAGACACAGCGAUAAGGAGAAGCGCGAAGGCGCGUUUUAUGUAUGGACCCAGAAGGAGCUGCACGAAAUUCUAGAUCAGCCCGAUGCUGACAUCAUCUCGCGAUUCUACAACGUUGGAGAGAAUGGCAACAUAAGCCCGGAGCAUGACGCACACGAUGAGCUUAUUAACCAGAAUGUGCUUGCUGUGUCAAGCACUCCAGAAGAAUUAGCGAAAGAGUUCGGGAUGUCAGUUGACGAGGUCAUCAAGGUAUUAGGUAAUUCACGGCAGAAGUUGCUCGAUCAUCGCAACAAAGAGCGCCCGCGACCUGCCUUGGACGAUAAGAUUGUCGUCGCGUGGAACGGACUAGCCAUUGGUGCUUUGGCACGAGUUAGUGCAGCUAUUGCACACACGGAACCGGAAAGGUCUAAAGCAUAUCUGAACUCUGCAGUCAAAGCGGCAGAGUUUAUCAAGCAGGAGCUUUAUAAUAAUACCACUGGCAUGCUGAAGCGAGUGUAUCGUGAAGGACCAGGCGACGCCCCUGCUUUCGCUGAUGACUAUGCCUUCCUCAUUUCGGGCUUAAUAGAUUUGUAUGAAGCAACAUUCGACGAUUCGUGGCUUGAAUGGGCAGAUGGGUUACAGAAGAGGCAAAUCGAGCUUUUCCAUGACGCUGUGGGUGGUGGAUUCUUCUCCACUGCCGCUGGACAAGCGGAUCUCAUUCUUCGACUCAAAGACGGUAUGGACAAUGCCGAGCCAUCUACCAACGGCAUCUCAGCGUCGAACCUCAACCGUCUCGGGUCGAUUUUCGAAGAUGAACAAUACACCUCACUAGCAAAUGGGACAGCACAAGCUUUUGAAGCAGAGAUUUUGCAGCAUCCUUUUCUCUUUGCAAGCCUCUUAGAUUCUGUCGUAAGCGCACGACUAGGCAUGACCAGCGUCGUUCUUACUGGCGAGGGUAAGCCAGUAGACGAUGCUUUGCGCGUAGCUAGAGAGGGCUUUAGUAGCUUCCGAACCUUGGUCAGAUUAGGUGUUGGCGCGAAGAGCGAAUGGUUGAAGAGCAGGAAUGAGCUGCUUGGUACGCUUGAUGAGAGUAAACCCACAGUCCAAGUAUGCGAAAAUAGGACUUGUCGGUUGCUUGAGGAGGGAGAGAUCAUGCAUGCCCUGAAAUAAAACUUUGCUGGACUGUGCUAAGAUUAUGGUGAAGAUGUUGUAUGGACGACGAGUUUGAGCCGUACACUAAAAUCGACAAAAACCUAGGCAACACUAUAGCUUUCGCCAAACUAGCUUGGGAUUCCUCCUCGAGCCAAUGGCAACUAUAGGUUGAUUGCUUGGCUUAUGCGUACAGUACAGGGCAAACAACAUUCUGACUGUAGCUGAUGACGCAUUUAACACAUGUUUAGCUAAGAGCAGUGCGAGAUCCCUCAUCCCACAAUAUAAAUUAACAAAUGUGGUAGACUAUCCAUUAUUAUGUUUGUUCGCCUAA
Molecule: messenger RNA, 2980 nt
Organism: Verruconis gallopava
Lineage: Eukaryota; Fungi; Ascomycota; Dothideomycetes; Venturiales; Sympoventuriaceae
Exons: 4
Coding region: 220-2667 (815 amino acids)
Biological process (GO): carbohydrate metabolic process
Source: RefSeq, a predicted model, not a curated record